UCCAAUGUCAUAUGUAUCACUUUGACAUCGUGGAGCUCGCUAUCGACCGAACAAGAACGCUCGCGAGCUCAGAGCGUGAUCAUGUAGGCCUUGUCGUCUUCAAUGGAGACGACGAGAAGGGCGAGAAGGAUGUAGCGCCAUUGUUGGAGAUUGGGAUUGCGACGUCAGCAGCAAUUCGUGCAGGUCGUGGUGGAUAUGGCCGCCCGUAGCUGCUCUCCUGAGCCGCCGUUACCCGUACCGACUUCCCGGGGAUUUAGGAACGAGGAGGUGGGAGCGACAUCGACCGUCCACGGAAGCAAGAUCGACGGCCUCCAGGACAUCCGAGCAAGACCACAGAUGGAGAACGUGCCCGAAGGAACUGGUCGAGCAGGCGGGGAAUUCCAUCCGAACAAGUCCAUUUCGCACGUUCCCUGGAGCGCCGCGAUUCACGGCCGGCCGCCGCCCGCCGACCGCCGCGAGGCAAGAAAAGGAAAGAAUUUCCCCGGAAGAGAUGGUGUACGCGCCGCCGCCCGACGGCAUGGGCCUGGAGAUCGACCUCGACCUGGACCCGGAGGACCUCCACCCGACGGUGCCCCUGAAGAAGGUCCCCGCGGGGGACCUCUUCGAGGCGGCGCGCGCCGGCGACUGCGACCGCCUCGCCCUCCUCCUCGAGGCCGGCGCCAACGUCAACGCGCGCGACCGCUGGGACUCCGUCGCGCUCUACUACGCCUGCCUCGCCGGCCACGCCGACGCCGCGCGGAUGCUGCUCGAGGCCGGGGCCGUCUGCGCCGAGCGCACCUUCGACGGCGACCGCUGCCACUACGCCGCGCUCAACCUCGACCUCCGGAGGCUCCUCAAGUCGUUCGAGGCGCGGCCACCCCCGCUCGCGCCGCUGCCCGCCGCGCUCCGGGCCACCUUCCUCGCGUGCCCCGCCAACCGCGCCGCGUACCUCGAGAUGUUGCUCCAGGAGGGCGCCACCGCAGAAGCCGCUGCGCUAGCUGAGGCCGAAGGAUUUGGGCCAACAGAUGGUGCAUCAACUGGCAGUCUCUUCCCCCCAGAUAUUACAUUUUACGUGGAUGGAAAACCUAUUGAAGCUCAUCGGAUCAUCCUUUGUGCUCGAUCGCCCUUCUUUGAACAGAAAUUCGAGACAGACUGGAAAAACAGGAAGGAAGUGAGAUUUUCUAAUAAAAAAUUAUCUUUUGGUGCCUUGUACAACCUUAUCCAUUUCUUCUAUGCCGAUAGACUCGAGGCUCAAGUAGAUGAAAUGGAAAGUUUGUCACGCACUUGCAAAGUUUGCAAGUGUGAGGAGUUGCGUAAGUUAGUUGAGAAAGAAAUUCUGCAUCUUAGGUUUGCACUGUAUAAGUCAACAAGUAAGUUGGGUUUGGAAAAUGCACAGAGUCCGAGACGGUUCAUUUUACUCGGGCAGUCAUUGCCACGGGAAGAUCGCCUUCCAUCAGCAUUGCGGCGUGUUCUUCAGAAAUGUCUGGCUAAUUCAAGAGAAGAAAAUUUCAAAAAAACUGUAGCAAAUGAGAUGUGCAGAAACUGGAAGGAUGAUGAUCUUGCUGAUCUCACUGUAAAAGUAGAUGAUAGAGUCUUCCGUUGCCAUCAGGUGAUUUUGGCCUCAAGGUCGGAGUAUUUUAAAACCAGACUAUCUCGAACAGUGGAUUUUCUUGAAGGUAACAAUCGAGUGCAUGCAUCUCUGGGUCUCCCAUUUCUUGAGGAGCAUGACCUGAGUACAGAAGCAUUUGAAAAGAUGCUUGAAUACAUGUAUACUGACAAUCUGGAGCAUAUGGAUCCAGCCCAGGCUGAAGAACUAUUUGAUGUCGCAUCGAGAUACCUGCUGUUUCCCCUUAGGCGCGCUGUAGCUGAUUUACUGUUACCAAAUCUGGAACAUGUUUCACCUGCAGAGCUGUGCCAUUGGUUGAUCUUGUCAGACAUUUAUGGCGUUAUGAAAAUAAGGGAGUACUGCCUGGAUAUCAUUGCCUACAAUUUCGAGAUGUUUGCGGACAUAAGAGAGUUUAGGGCUUUGCUCUUGACACUCCCGCCGCCAUCUGCAAAUGAUGCACUACGAACGACUCGUCCCAGCCACCCCGGGGCUGCAGGGCACACUGACCAAGGCAAUAUUCUCGACGACUUGCGUGAGAAAUGGUUGGAAGCGGAGGCUGCUGAGCUGGACGAGAGAGAUCAGAGCGCAGCGCUGUUUGACCAGCGACUGGAGAUGCUCAUGCUCGUUGCGGAGCGGGAAGCCUGUGAUGAUGACAACGCUGCCCUCCGCUGAGAGAUGGAACUCUAUACCUUUCUUGUGUAGCUCUUCCUUUUGUAGUCUUCGCUGGAAGGGACUGAUGUGGUGUUUCUGAAUUACAUGUCUCCCCUUUGUUUUACAAUGGAUGCUUCUUACACUGGAAUGAAACCUUUUUGGAGCUUCAGCAUGUUUCUGA
This is a messenger RNA of Triticum urartu, 2417 nucleotides long. Its product is annotated as ankyrin repeat family protein. Gene Ontology annotation, molecular function: protein binding. Gene Ontology annotation, cellular component: ubiquitin ligase complex; cytoplasm. NCBI's taxonomy places the organism in Eukaryota, Viridiplantae, Streptophyta, Magnoliopsida, Poales, Poaceae. The record is from RefSeq and is a predicted model, not a curated record.